AUGACCGAGAACCCUACCAUUCCUUCUCCUUCCGGUCCCCCGCAGCCUACCCUCGCAGCUUCGACCAACCCUCUCGAAGACGCCGAAAACCAUCUUGGUGAAAUCCAGUGCAUUUGCGAGAUUUCCGAUGAUGAUGGCUUCACCAUAUGUUGCGACAUCUGUGACAGCUGGCAGCAUCUUGUGUGCGUUCAGCUCACCAAGGAAAACCUGCCAGCAAAGUACUAUUGCCCGAAAUGUUCACCACGGACUCUGGACAUUCAAAAAGCCAAAGAUAUUCAACGGCAGCGACGGGCAGAAGAGCAGGCGAAAAGAAGUCACAAGAAAAAGCGACCGGUUGCGACAUCACACAAGAAAAAAGAACAUGCAAACGGAACAGCCCCAGGCAGGUCAUCCUCGGGAACGGACAAGACGGCAACGACACAGGGCUUGGGCAAGCCGCCCAGCCCUAAGGAAAACCAACAACCCUCUGGCCGAAAAAGGGGUCAUAGGGGCUCACAAAGCAUCUCAAAUCCACCUAUACAACCCGUUGUGGGACCAGCGACCUUUAACAAUAUUGUUAAUAAUGACACGAUUUCUCUGGAUUCGUCCCGAAUUGCUCCUCCGACCCACAACGGCGACACAGAGAGCGACACAGACUAUGAGAAUAAACGCGAUUUCGCUACCGCAAUUGCUGAUAAAUAUGGGGAACCCUCCCAGGCCUUCAUUGAGAAGCCAGUAUCUACUACCCACUUGGUGAGAAUUGAUACUCCUAACAAACUAGCCUGUUGGGCUGACCAGCUAAUGGAAAAGAUGGCGGAAUGUUCAUGUUCGGGGGCGAAUGAUUGUCAAAUGAAGAGUGAGCAUUCUGCACUCAAGCCUCCUAUCUCGAAUGGAAGGCGAAAGGCCAAGAGAAAUGCAUCCCUGGAACCGAAUAUUUCCGUCAUUCCCAAAGAGCCCUGUUCCGAUUCUGGGCCUCCAAACGACGAAGACGACGAUGAUAACCGAUCGGUUUCGGCACCUUCAUCGAGAAGCAAGCCUCGCAGCCGUGAUUUGACACCAUCGGCCUCGCUCGAUACUGCAAUAGAAAAUGAAAUGACUGCACGAGACGCUCGAAAGCUGAAAGAUGUAUUGUCACUCAUCGAAAAACAGGAACAGCCACAGCCAGUCAAACGUCGGAAACGAAACAGCACAGUUUCCAGAGACAUGCCUGCAGGUGGACUUUCUUUGCCACGUCCUAAAUCAGAUCUAAAAGAUGGGACGAAAGGAGCAGAUGCAAAUAAGAAGCAGAAAGUCCCUAACGGUCAGAAUGCACCAUAUUCACCUACUGUCACUACCCCUGCUUCGAUGUCAGUUGAGUAUAGUGUCACCGACGCAAGUGUCGGUAGAAGAGGUUCCAAUUCUCCAGUUCCUUCCGAGCCAGGAAAAUCACGUCGCAGAGCAUCUAUUUCUCCAACUGGGCAAAACAAUGGCGGAGACCCAAAACAUCGGAGUAAAACUAUCGCAAAACCUCAACGACUGGUGCAAUUUAAAGAUGCUUCAAUGCAAACCGACCCUGUUGAAGAUGAGGUGCCGUGGUGGCGACUGGAUCCGAAGAUGUCGCCGCCCAGGCCUCCUCGGCUUCCUCUUAGGAAACGAUUGAUGCGAAGUAUGCUGCGAGAUAGAGACGAAGCAGGAAUCAUUUCAACUGAAGAUAGAAAGCGGAAGCAUGGUGAUGAGGUGUCAUCGGACCCGGAAAGCGCUCCUGCUUCCAAGUCUGCCAAGUUAUCUUGCGGCGGAGGUGUAUCUGUGCCGAACGCCCCGCCAACAGAUAUCAAACAAUCUGCAGAAACAGAACCAAUGUCUUUGCAAUAUACGACUGCAAACACUGUCAAGUCGGCGGCACAGGACUCGGUAACACAGAUAUCAACCAUACAUGUGCUUGAUAUCCAUGAUAAGUCCACGCCACCACCUGGCCCUGCCCUGGCAGAUAUCUUUGCGGAUUCUGAUAGUACCACAUCCUACCCAAGCCAAGGCUCUGUGGCUGCAGCCAAAUCACCCACUGAGCUAUCACCGAAGACUACUGAUCAGUCCCAAGUCAAUGGAAAUCGAUCUGAGUUGCAAGUACAGCUGCCGACACCUACCACCCCUUCAACACAAAGCGCACCUGCGCUUGGCCCAGUUUCCCUACAAUCCCCUUUAACAGUUGUGCCGCAUUUAGCGAAUGCCAACUCUAUAUUCAAUAAUUGUCUAGCUCAGCCUAGCCCAACUCGAACGAAGAAACUGAGUUUGAAGGAUUAUGGAAAGCGGAAGCAAAAGGUUGAAGUCGUUGACAAAGCCGACGAAAGGCUAGGAACGAGGUAUUCAACUGAGGGUCUACCCUCAAAUUCUGAAAGAUCACCCUCGCAUUCGAGUCCCUCGGAAGAGCCUCGAAAGCUUGCUGAUCAUUCAUCAGAAUUGAUGCAAGUGGUAACGAGUCCGUCCUCUGAAAUGUCAUCUCAUAUGAUGUUGGAUCCUCCCAGAGUACCAACUGGGCCAAAAGAUCACAGGACAGGAAAUCACUAUGUGCGGUAG
Molecule: messenger RNA, 2529 nt
Organism: Morchella sextelata
Lineage: Eukaryota; Fungi; Ascomycota; Pezizomycetes; Pezizales; Morchellaceae
Exons: 1
Coding region: 1-2529 (842 amino acids)
Source: RefSeq, a predicted model, not a curated record